AUGUCCGAACCCAAACCUGGCAGCGGCGACCGCCGUAGGACCACCGUCUCUGGUCCGCUCCCGAAUCUCAGCGAUGCCACCGACGACGGCGACAUGAGGCCCGCCGGCGUCAAAUUGACAUGGGCUCCGCCCUCAGCACCAUCGUCACCUAUAGAUGCGCACCCUACCGCUUCCCCGGGCAAGCGAUCGGAGCAUCGAAGAAGCCUCAGCGGGAACUUGUUAUCCAAGUUCAACUUUCUCAAUCGGCACGGCGACGAUGACAAGGACGGAGAGCUCAAACCGCCAAAGAGCCCUAAGAGUAGCAAGAGUCGCAAGAGCAUCGACGACGAUGAGCCAACCACAUCACCUGUCUCGCCUGUCAAGGGUGAUGGCGCCAUGGCUGCAGCGUUGAAAGCCACAAAGCAGCGCAAGAGGAAGGGCUCGUUGCGCAAGACAGCACUGCUGGGCACGAGGAAGUUUGUGACCGAGACGAGGGAAAGACGGAAUAGUGUUCUGCAGCGGACUCCAUCGACCAAGCAAGUUCAACAGGCUCCAGGAGCUCAUCUGAGCAAUUUUGGCGGCGAGAUGCAUCUCCAGCCCGCUCCUGCACGCGAUAACGUAGAUGACACUGUGACCAAAAACCUCAAUUACGACGAUAUCAACGCAGCAGACGAACACAAUGCCGAAUGGGCCGAGUCUACCACCGCUCCUUCAGCACGGCUUUCUCUGGUGACAGACCACGCGCAUCAGCACGAGCAGCGCAAACUGUCGUCUGAACUGAAAAGUCCCCUCGAUCUGAAAAGUCCAACCAGUAACGCGAGUUACGCGAGCACCACCGAUGACGAUGAUGUGCUUACCUUCCAUCGUCCGACAACAAGUUAUCCGAAACCUCACUCAUCCUCGACCAGUUAUUUUCCCGACCCAGCUAUCUCGCGACGACCGAGUCAUCGCAAGCACUCCCGCUCACCUCUGUCGCAAAAUCUCACAUCCACUCUUUCCACUUUUCCCUCGUCGCCCCUCGCUUUGGAGCCACAUGAUUACACGGAGACGGAGUACUGGGGCUGGGUCAUUCUCAUUGUGACCUGGCUAAUUUUCACCGUGGGAAUGGGGAGUUGCCUGGAGAUCUGGAGUUGGGCUUGGGAUGUCGGCGAGACACCCUACGCUCCACCGGAGCUGGAGGACGAUCCCACGCUACCGAUUGUGGGCUACUAUCCUGCUCUGAUCGUCUUGACCGGCGUCGUCGCAUGGGUGUGGAUCACUGUUGCGUGGAUUGGCAUGAAGUACUUCAGACAUGCCAAAAUCGAGGUGUGA
Cercospora beticola is the source of this 1290-nucleotide messenger RNA. Its product is annotated as PIG-Y family protein. The record is from RefSeq and is a predicted model, not a curated record. NCBI's taxonomy places the organism in Eukaryota, Fungi, Ascomycota, Dothideomycetes, Mycosphaerellales, Mycosphaerellaceae.